AAAAAUGGUUACAAGUAAAGAAGCUUGGAACCUACUGAUUAGAAAAGGCAGUCAUAAAGAAAGUAGAGAUGCCAUAUUAUUAUCAAACCCAAGCCCACCAGUCGUGACAACGCAAGAUAUUAUGGCACAACGUUCGAAUAGCUUUGCUUAUGGAACCAAAAAGUCGGAUACCUAUAUACCGCCGACAGUUUAUCCAGCUUUAUUAUCCAAGGUGGCAAACGAGUUAAAGCGACAUAUAACUGUUUCGGAUCAUAUAAAGGAUGAUAUUGAAUAUAAAAAUACUUUUCACGGUAGAGAAAUAGUUGACAAGCUUUCGACUAUAUUACACACAAGAGACAGAAAAUUAGCCUUAAGAGUUGGGACGUCACUCGCCUCGCAAAAGCUGUUUCAUGACGUUUGCUAUGAGACUCGGCUCGUAGACUCGAUAGCUUAUCUAUAUGAAUUCUCGUUUAAUAAUCAAACAAUCUACCAACAACAAAGUGAUAGCUUGAGUGAGAUUGAAUCCAAUAGAUCCUUCAACGAACAACCAGUUGUCAUGGAGAAUAACACAAUCAAUGGCGUAUUUACUGAACUAGCUUAUUGCUACUCACCAACAUGUUGGGACAAUCGACCAUGUUACAGUCCAACUUGUCCAAAAAGGAUUAUGCAAUUACCUCUUGAGAUCAAAGACAACAUCCAAUCCAUAACAAAAUCUACAUUUCCAAAACAGCAACAUCAACAGCAACAACAGCAACAACAACCGCUAUCACCACAGCAACAGCAGUUCGAUCAUGGACUCUGGGCCAAUACGGUGGAUAAAGAACUUUAUGACACAAUUCCAAAAAUUGAACGUAAAAGACAGGAGAACUUGUAUGAAUUGAUAUACACAGAAGAGGAUUAUGUAGAGAGUCUAAAUUACGUGCAGACAAUGUGGAUAAAGCCUCUGAAGGAACGGCCGAUUAUUCCGACAGCAAGAAAGGAAGUAUUUAUCCAAAAGGUGUUUAGAAACAUUGCUUCAAUUUAUGAAAUCAAUACACGUCUGUUACAUGCUCUUAAAGCACGUCAAAGUGAAAACCCAAUCAUUUAUCAAGUGGGUGAUAUUCUGCUGGACUUUGUUAUUAACUUUGAACCUUAUAUUGACUAUGGAUCAAAGCAGCAUGAAGCAAAGUACACUUUGGAAAAUGAGCGGUUUAUCAAUGCCAAUUUUGAAGCCUUUGUACAGGCUACAGAAAGACAUCCAAGCUCAUUAAAGUUGGAAUUGAAUGGAUACCUUACAAAACCAACGACUAGGCUUGGAAGAUAUACUCUGUUAUUUAAUGAAAUUCUAAAACAUACACCGACUGGACAUCCUGAUAAAGAGCAAUUACCAAAGGCAAUCAACAUCAUCAAACAAUUCUUGUCUCGCGUAAAUUACGAAACUGGACAGGCCAAGAAUCGAUUUGAUUUGGAAAGAAUUCAUUACAAUUUAUCAUUCAAAUACAAGACGGAUGAAAUAAAUCUUGACUUGCUUGCCAAAAGCCGCUCAAUUAUCAAACAAGGGACUCUCAAGAAGACUGCUCAGCCUGAUUCUGUAGAGUAUCAAGUCAUUUUGUUUGACCACUAUCUGGUAAUUGCAAAACUAAAAAUGAAUAAUGGACUAGAGAGAUACGUCAUCCAGAGAAGACCAAUUCCAUUAGAGCUCUUGCAUAUUUAUCUACCAAGGUAUGAUCCUUCCAUUCACAAUAGACGAUCAAGCUCUCUUGUAUUACCUUAUCUGACAAAUAACAAUCCAAAUAAUACAAUGAUGGUAGCUUCUGCUGGUGGCUCUGGCAUGCAUGUGAGAGCUUCUACAGACAUUGCUGCCUAUAUGAACGCACAGGCAAAUGCUGAAAUGGAUGAAGAGAAUAAUUCAUGUUACCCCCUCACAAUUCAACAUUUGGGGAGACCUUCACUGCACAUCACUCUCUUUGCUACAUCUCCAGCCAUAAGGAAGUCAUGGAUGGAUAAAAUCAAAUCUCAACAAGAGGAGUUAAAUAAGAAGAAACCAGUAUUUGAGCCUGUGCCUGUGUUUAAUGGACAUGAAUUCCUGGAAAUAAACAAAAUCAAUCACUUCAUCACUUUCAAUGCAGGUCAGCAGUACCUUUUAGCCGCUGAUGAUGGUGUUUACGUCGGACAUCAUCACUAUAAACACCUCGACACUCGUCCUCAUAAGGCGCUUUCGUUAGAAAGGGUAACUCAAGUUCAAGCCAUUGAAUGCAAUCAAACGUUGCUGGUUCUUGCAGAUAAAUCUCUUUGGGAAUAUCCAUUGGAUGUGGUGAAUGGGAAACCUGAAUUGCAGCCUCAGGGACGACUGAUUCAGACACAUGUGCCUUUCUUUUAUUAUGGUACUUGCUUACAAAGAACGAUGGUUUGUAUUCCCAAGAUAUCUACUCUCAGUUCUAUCAUAUCAGCAUAUGAACCCAUAAAGAGGAUAUAUGAUACGAAUGCUACGCCACACUUACAACACAACGUGAAUUCAGGGAAAAGACAAAGUCUGGUCAACAAGAUACUGUCACUACGAUCAUCCACUUCAUUAGGUGACUCGAACCUGCGAAAGAUCAAAGACUGUUAUGUUCCUUGUGAGGCCUACGCGGUAGAACUGUCAGCGACCAUGAUGCUUAUUACUACAUCUAGAGGCGUUAUCAUGGUAGAUAUGAGAACGGAUCAACCACAGCAAUUGUUAAACCCUGCUGAUAAGAAUUUAUCCUUUAUUAUGGAAAGAGAAAAGGAGCCAACCGCACUUAACCUACGGCAGUCUACAAAGCGUAUUGCGAUAUUUAGAGCACCUAGGAACCAUUACUUUAUCUGUUAUGAUGAGUAUGCAUUUUAUAUCGAUAGUAAAGGAAAUAGACUGUUCAACAAGUUUUUGAUCGAAUGGGAAGGGAAUCCAGAAUCUUUUGCAUUUUCAUAUCCAUUUGCCAUUGCCUUUCAUUCGUCAUAUAUAGAAGUCCGAAGCGUGAUUACUGGCGCAAUUGAGCAAAUAAUACGAGGCAAACAAGUGAAAUGCCUUAAUAAUGGACACAAGACAGAACUACCAUUGAUCUUUGGAACUAUGAUGGACCCUCAAAAUGGAAAGUAUAGGUUUGUAUUCAAGUUACAGAUGGUUGAUGAUCAUUCAAGGACACACGAUACUUUUUCUGAACCAUCCACUAUACGAGAAAAGACUCGCCAUGUACUUUAUAGUUAAUACACUUUUUCUUUAUUAUUUAUUUAAGAAUCCUAUUGUCUUUUCAAUAGUUUCUCUGUUAAGUCAUAAGCUACUAAUUUUUAUGUUUUAUAGAAAACUUACUACGUCUUUAGAUAAACAAAGUUGUUAUAUUGUUAUUAUUAUUAUAUGAGGGGGAUGUCAUUGCUAUGGCAAUGUAUACUCUGAUAUCUUCCCUUGACAAUAAAUUUCUUUUGUUCACAAGACUUUCAUAAAAAAGCAUUUGGCCCAAGGGGGUCUCGGAACCUGAUCUUAUUUGCUAUUGCCUUUUUUGGCUGUGGCGUUAUUUACUCUACACAUAGUUUCUUCCCCCCCCCCCUUUAUACAAGACUAUUACUUAUAGAAAAUAAUGCGU
Molecule: messenger RNA, 3557 nt
Organism: Rhizopus microsporus ATCC 52813
Lineage: Eukaryota; Fungi; Mucoromycota; Mucoromycetes; Mucorales; Rhizopodaceae
Exons: 12
Coding region: 5-3184 (1059 amino acids)
Biological process (GO): intracellular signal transduction
Molecular function (GO): guanyl-nucleotide exchange factor activity
Source: RefSeq, a predicted model, not a curated record